Molecule: messenger RNA, 948 nt
Organism: Penicillium taxi
Lineage: Eukaryota; Fungi; Ascomycota; Eurotiomycetes; Eurotiales; Aspergillaceae
Product: NmrA/HSCARG family protein
Exons: 1
Coding region: 1-948 (315 amino acids)
Source: RefSeq, a predicted model, not a curated record
AUGUCUAAGCUUCUCGUCGUCUUCGGAGCCACUGGCCACCAAGGCAGUUCAGUGAUAAACUACGUACUCAACGACCCAGAGCUCUCACAAGAGUACAAUAUCCGCGCCAUAACGCGCACCACAAAUUCCGAAAAAUCGCAACAGCUCAAAGAGAAGAAAGUCGAAGUUGUAGAAGGCGAUGUCUCAAACCGAGCCUCUAUCGAGAAAGCCUUAACAGGAGCACACACAAUCUUCGCAAUGACAACACCAUCACUCGGCCCCUCCGCACUCGAAACAGAAUACAACCACGCAAAAACCAUUGCAGACGUUGCUAUCGAAAAAGGAGCAAAGUACAUAAUCUUCAGUACACUUCCCUCAGUCGCCAAGAUCUCCGGCGGAAAAUACACCAAGGUGGCUCACUUCGAUGCGAAAGCGAAAGCUGAGCAAUAUAUCCGGAAUCUCCCUAUCAAAAGCGCAUUUAUCGCAUUGGGAUUUUUCAUGGAGAAUCUUCUGCUCAUGCCUUUUCUUGCGCCGCAGGCUGCGCCUGAUGGCAAUUUGGUCUUGAGUUACCCUCUCUCACCGGAGACUAGGUUUCCCAUGGUUGAUGCUACUGAGGACACGGGCAAGUUCGUCGGCGCUAUACUUUCCCAGCCGGAUAAGUAUGAGGGGAAGACUUUCUAUGCAUCUACGAGGCUAUAUAGCUUGGAAGAGAUUACUGCCAUCUUCUCCAAGGUGAUCGGGAAGACAGUUAUCUACAAACGAAUAUCUACGGAGGAGUUCAAGCAGAAUUUGCCCUUCCUGGCUGAUGCUUUUACUGAAGGAUUCAGCUCCAUAGAAGAAUUUGGUGCUUUUGGUCCUGAUACUGAAGAUCUGGUUGCUUGGGCUGCUGAGAACGCCCGUGGAACACUCAGUACCCUUGAGGAGUUCUGGAAGAAGAACACUGUAAAUAGCAUUUUACGGCCCUAUUAG